AUGUCUCCAGUUCACAAUCUAUAUCCUAUCUCAAAUCAUAAACCACAGGACUCUGCUUCCUUACAUGGCUUCUGGGCCUACUUUGGUAUCUGCUCUGUUAUCGGAAUCGCUUCGGCAGGUCUUCUCUAUUCUCUCUACAGUUGUUACCACUCGGCAGGUGUUAGAGAACGUGCUAGCAUCAGGAAUUCUUCUUUUGAGCACUCAGAGGCGAAGGAACGAGAUCAACGUAGUAUCCGUCUCAAAGGGAAACGCGAAGCCCGUAGUUCUGGCGUGUGGUCGGAAUUCUAUCAGAAUCGUUCUGAAUCCAGUGUCGAAGCCAUGAGCCCGAUCCUUCGCCAAUCGACCUCGCAAUCACCUUCACCUCGUCCAUCGACACCUGACCUCGUACCGACUAGCUAUGUCGACUUAUCGUAUCCUGGCUUCAAUUCUCACUCGCCUACUCUUUCAACUCCUCCUGCUACCUAUGAUCCUACUCGCGACCCUAGCCCAUGCAAUCCAAGUAGCACAACUGAUACUAUUCAAGCUCGCAGUGACUCACCCUCACGCGCACACCCGUCCACGCUUCGCCCCGGCAGAACAACUACAUUUGACCGCAACAGCAUUCCCUUUAUCGCCCCUGAACAACUCGCACACCAUCUCAUUGACCCAAAGCUUGCCCCGAUUGGAGGAUCCUUCAGCAUGUUUGCAAACAAUCCCGACGCCCAUUCUAUACCAGUGAUGCAGGAUAUUGGGAUUCAACCAGUUGAAAUGAUAUCGAACCACACGCGCCGUGCGACGACUGCAAGACCUCUUUCGAAGCCGAAACGUCGACUAACGGAUGGAAAUGCAUAUUCCAAGACACAGACAAAACAAAGCUCUCCGGCUCAACGCUGCCCUUUGGGACCUAUAAACAUCAAUUGUGCCCCCACGACAGUGACACUUGACUCCAAGAACUCUGCAUUUCAUAACACCAUAAACCCGUUUGUUAAUCAUCAGUUGGGGUUGGAAGGUUGGGAAUAUCAUGACGCCGUUCAGUAA
This is a messenger RNA of Marasmius oreades (fairy-ring Marasmius), 1017 nucleotides long. RefSeq lists its product as uncharacterized. Lineage: Eukaryota; Fungi; Basidiomycota; Agaricomycetes; Agaricales; Marasmiaceae. The record is from RefSeq and is a predicted model, not a curated record. The transcript is spliced from 2 exons. Bases 1 to 1017 code for a protein of 338 amino acids.